CUCGGCUCCUUAGCUCGGGCGUCCUGGUUCGCUUUGGCGUCCGCCGUCUCCGUCGCUGCCUUCUCUUCCUCCUCCUUCGCCACCGCCUGCAGCACCGCAGCCCCUCCCGCCAUGGCCGCCGCCGGCGCCCGGCGCAGUCCCGGCCCCGGCUCGGGGCUCCGGGGGCGGCCGAGGCUCGGCUUCCACCCCGGGCCGCCGCCGCCGCCGCCGCUGCUGCUGCUGGUAUUUCUGCUCCUACUGCCGCCGCCACCGUUGCUGGCUGGCGCCACCGCCGCCGCCUCACGGGAGCCCGACAGCCCAUGCCGGCUCAAGACAGUCACGGUGUCCACACUGCCCGCCCUGCGGGAGAGCGACAUCGGCUGGAGCGGCGCCCGCGCCGGGGCCGGGGCCGGGGCUGGGACCGGAGCCGGAGCUGCCGCCGCCGCCGCGUCUCCAGGCUCCGCGGGUUCUGCCGGCACAGCAGCCGAGUCGCGCCUCCUGCUCUUUGUGCGUAACGAGCUGCCAGGGCGCAUCGCGGUGCAAGAUGACCUGGACAACACAGAGCUGCCCUUCUUCACCCUGGAGAUGUCUGGCACAGCAGCGGACAUCUCAAUGGUGCACUGGAGACAGCAGUGGCUGGAGAAUGGCACAUUGUACUUCCACGUCUCCAUGAGCAGUUCUGGACAGCUGGCCCGGGCCACCGCCACCACACUCCAGGAGCCCUCGGAGAUCGUAGAGGAGCAGAUGCACAUCCUCCACAUUUCUGUAAUGGGUGGCCUCAUUGCUUUAUUGCUGCUGCUGCUGGUUUUCACGGUGGCACUGUAUGCCCAGCGACGGUGGCAAAAGCGUCGCCGCAUCCCCCAGAAGAGUGCAAGCACAGAAGCCACGCACGAGAUCCACUACAUCCCAUCAGUGUUGCUGGGUCCCCAGGCCCGAGAGAGCUUCCGUUCCUCUCGGCUGCAGGCACACAAUUCUGUCAUUGGCGUGCCAAUCCGGGAGACACCCAUCCUGGAUGACUAUGACUGUGAGGAGGAGGAGGACCCACCCCGGCGGGCCAACCACGUCUCCCGUGAGGAUGAGUUUGACAGCCAGGUGACUCAUACCCUGGACAGCUUGGGACGGCCAGGGGAAGAGAAGAUGGACUUUGAGAAGAAAGCAGCAGCCGAAGCAACACAGGAGACAGUGGAGUCCCUGAUGCAGAAGUUCAAGGAGAGUUUCCGCGCUAACACGCCCAUCGAGAUCGGCCAGCUGCAGCCAGCCCCACGCAGUGCAUCAGCAGGGAAGCGGAAGCGAAGGAGCAAGUCUCGAGGGGGAAUCAGCUUUGGGAGAACCAAGGGGACCUCUGGUUCCGAAGCAGAUGAUGAAAGACAGCUGACAUUCUACACCGAGCAGUACCGCAGUCGCCGCCGCAGCAAAGGUUUACUGAAAAGCCCAGUGAAUAAGACAGCCCUGACACUGAUUGCUGUGAGCUCCUGCAUCCUGGCCAUGGUGUGUGGCAGCCAGAUGUCCUGUCCGCUCACUGUGAAGGUGACUUUGCAUGUGCCUGAGCACUUCAUUGCAGAUGGGAGCAGCUUCGUAGUGAGUGAAGGAAGCUACCUGGACAUCUCUGACUGGUUAAACCCUGCCAAGCUGUCACUGUAUUAUCAGAUCAAUGCCACUUCACCAUGGGUGAGGGAUCUCUGUGGGCAAAGGACAACAGAUGCCUGUGAGCAACUCUGUGACCCAGAAACCGGAGAGUGCAGCUGUCAUGAAGGCUACGCCCCUGACCCUGUGCAUAGACAUCUGUGUGUGCGCAGUGACUGGGGACAGAGUGAAGGACCGUGGCCUUACACAACCCUUGAGAGGGGCUAUGAUUUGGUGACAGGGGAGCAAGCCCCUGAAAAGAUUCUCAGGUCUACUUUCAGCUUGGGCCAAGGCCUCUGGCUUCCGGUGAGCAAAAGUUUUGUGGUUCCACCGGUGGAGCUGUCCAUCAACCCCCUGGCAAGCUGCAAGACUGAUGUGCUCGUCACGGAAGACCCUGCAGAUGUCAGGGAAGAAGCAAUGCUGUCCACAUACUUUGAAACCAUCAAUGACCUGCUGUCCUCCUUUGGGCCAGUUCGUGACUGCUCUCGGAACAAUGGGGGUUGCACUCGCAACUUCAAGUGUGUGUCUGACCGCCAGGUGGACUCCUCAGGAUGUGUGGUAAGUGCCUGCUGGCCCAGGAACAUGGUGCCAGCCCAGGGGCCAAGGCCACUUGCUGGAGACCAUUACCUGCAACAGGAAGCUAGUCAAGGAGAGUUGCACUGGUCAAAUUUCCUACCUGUGUGCCCUUGGUUUCCUUGUCUGUAA
Molecule: messenger RNA, 2307 nt
Organism: Castor canadensis (American beaver)
Lineage: Eukaryota; Metazoa; Chordata; Mammalia; Rodentia; Castoridae
Source: RefSeq, a predicted model, not a curated record